Molecule: messenger RNA, 1155 nt
Organism: Triticum urartu
Lineage: Eukaryota; Viridiplantae; Streptophyta; Magnoliopsida; Poales; Poaceae
Product: cyclin-P3-1
Biological process (GO): regulation of cyclin-dependent protein serine/threonine kinase activity
Molecular function (GO): protein kinase binding
Source: RefSeq, a predicted model, not a curated record
CGCUCUCGCUCUCGCUCUCCCUCCCAGGCAGCAUCCAAAGAAGCGGCUAGCUUUGCUGCUGCCGUUCCAUCCGAAAAGGCGAGGAGAGACGGACGGAGGAGAGCUCGAGUUCAACCCUGAAGAAGAAGAAGGCCUCCUGCCCUUCCCUGGAGCUCAAGCCUAGAGCAAAGCUUACUUAUGUCUGCCCAUGGAGUCAUCUAAAAUUGAUGCCAGUGACAAGCAUCUGGAGAGCUACCUGACAUUGGGUUUGACAGUAUCACAGUCAAAGAAAGGAACUACCAAGUUUCCUAAGGUCCUGUCGCUUCUUGCCACAUAUCUGGGCCGAUCAGUUCAGAAGAAUGAAGAAUUACUGGGUUCUAAUGGAAUAAAGGAGUCGACCACUAUUUUUCAUGGCCAGAAGGUGCCAGAUCUCAGUAUACAGCUCUAUGCAGAACGCAUUUUCAAAUAUGCCGAGUGCAGUCCAUCUUGCUUUGUGUUGGCACUUGUCUACAUGGAGAGAUAUCUACAGCAGCCAAAUGUGUACAUGACGCCCUUCAGCGUUCAUCGCUUGCUAAUUACAAGUGUGGUGGUUGCUGCCAAAUUCACAGAUGAUGCGUUUUUCAACAAUGCAUUCUAUGCCAGAGUGGGAGGAAUCAGCACAAUCGAGAUGAAUCGGCUUGAACUGGAUUUGUUGUUUAAUCUGGACUUCAGGCUGAAAGUGAACCUAGAGACAUUCGGGAGCUACUGCUUGCAGCUGGAGAAACAUGCACCGGUGUCACCAGAGAGACUGCCGGUUCAGGUUCAUUGUGUCAGUGUCAAAGGAUCUAAAGAUUUGGGCUAUAGCAGCAGUGGUAGCGCCGACGAAUUUUGCCAGAGCAAGCUUGUUCGCCAAAGCUACAGCAGUCAGGCUCUCCAAGGAUGCAGCUGACCAAUCUAUUUAUGGCCUAAAGUUUUGCAAAGCAUGUGACCUGAUUACUGAUAAUUCUUUUAGAUCUGACAUUUGAGCAUUAAGUUGUUCUGGGGGUGUUUGAUUAGUAGGGAUUCAAUUAUGUUUUACUUCUGUAACACUGUAAUUCUUGCAACCCACUUUGUUUAAAAUGUUCACAAUCUAGUUGGGAAACAACCGGCCUGAACAUUACUCAGUCCUGUGAUAUCCAAUGCCGUGGUUUAACUGGA